Podarcis raffonei (Aeolian wall lizard) is the source of this 4570-nucleotide messenger RNA. RefSeq names its product SH3 and cysteine rich domain (gene STAC). Gene Ontology annotation, molecular function: transmembrane transporter binding. Gene Ontology annotation, cellular component: extrinsic component of cytoplasmic side of plasma membrane. The transcript is spliced from 11 exons. The record is from RefSeq and is a predicted model, not a curated record. The coding region runs from base 485 to 1708 and encodes 407 amino acids. NCBI's taxonomy places the organism in Eukaryota, Metazoa, Chordata, Lepidosauria, Squamata, Lacertidae. Gene Ontology annotation, biological process: positive regulation of voltage-gated calcium channel activity; skeletal muscle contraction; positive regulation of protein localization to plasma membrane.
GCGGCGUGGGGCUGCACAUGGCUCCCCUUCCACUACUACGGCGGCACAUGCUUCUUCCGCGCCAGGCGCCCGGGCUCCUCCUCCCCGCUCCUUCGGCGGCUCCACGCGUUACGCGCCGGCUCACUCCCCGCUCGGCACGCCUCGCCCGGCGGACGCGGGGAGAAGGCGCGGAGCGGCAGUUUUCCCGCCCGUAGAGAGAGCGAUCCCUAACUUGCAGCGGGGCGUGUGUGUGUGUGUGGAGGAGAAGGCGAGGAGGAGGGCAGAGGAGGAGGAGGAGGAGGAGGAAGGCGGGGGAGGCGGGCAGCCUUUUUUGGGGAGGCGGCGAGGAGCUCCCCCACUUGCGAAUAAGACCCGCGCCGCGCCGCCGGAGGAGACUUCCUUCGCCGGGCAGGAAUGGCCAAGCCGGAGCACGUGAAAUAAACCAGCGGCUCCCGGAGCUCUCGCCGCCUCCCCAGACGGAGGCUUUUCCGUCCGAGAGGCCAACAUGAUUCCGCCCAGCGACGCGACACAAGUCAGCCCGGAGGACGUGGAGAAGGACCGCGACCCGGAGAGCCCCGAGCAGCCGCCUUCGCCUGCCUCCACCACCAGCCAGGAAUCCAAGCUCCAGAAACUGAAACGAUCGCUGUCUUUCAAGACCAAAAGUUUACGGAGUAAAAGUGCAGACAACUUUUUCCAGCGGACAAACAGUGACAUGAAGUUGCAGGUAGAUUUGCUAUCAGAAAUCAGCCCCAGAACUGGCCAGCUCUCAGCCUCCGAAAGUCAGACAUCUACUCCCACCAUAGUCCAACACCAUCAGGAAAGCAACAAGACUCACGUUUUCCAGGAGCACAUAUUCAAAAAACCUACGUUCUGUGACAUCUGCAACCACAUGAUUGUAGGGACAAACGCUAAACAUGGACUGCGCUGCAAGGCAUGCAAGCUGAGCAUUCACCACAGAUGUGCAGAGAGCAUUGGACAGCAACGCUGCAUGGGCAAACUGCCCAAAGGCUUUCGCCGCUACUACAGCUCUCCGCUACUCAUUCACGAGCAAUUUGGCUGCAUCAAAGAAGUAAUGCCUAUUGCUUGUGGCAAUAAGGUUGACCCCGUCUAUGAAACACUUCGCUUUGGAACUUCCUUAGCCCAAAAAAUGAAGAAAGGCAGUUCUGGGAGCAGCUCAGAUUCACCAAAAAGGAACUCAACAUCGGAUUUGGCAGAAGUUCCUGAGGAAGGUGAUAGUCCUGGAAGCGUAUUGGACGUAAACAGGAAACGCAGCAAUAGUGUGUUCACAUACUCAGUAAAUGGUACCACGGAUUUUGGAGAUGAACCGAAGAAAAUAAACUCCAUGCUACAGGGAUCUCUCAGUAAAGAUGCAGUACAGACAAACGCCUAUGUUGCCUUGUACAAAUUUGUACCACAAGAGAACGAAGACUUGGAAAUGAGGCCAGGAGAUAGGAUCACACUUCUGGAGGACUCAAAUGAAGACUGGUGGAAGGGGAAAAUAGAAGACCGAGUUGGCUUUUUCCCAGCAAAUUUCGUUCAAAGAGUACAACAAGAUGAACAUGUCUUCAGGUGUAUCAGAACAUUUAUUGGAUGCAAGGAGCAGGGGCAGAUAACCCUGAAAGAGAACCAAAUCUGUAUUACUUCAGAAAAGGAACACGACGGCUUUAUCAAAGUAUGCAGUGGAAAGAAAAAGGGCUUUGUCCCCGUAGAUGCCCUAGAAAACAUCUGAGUUUUCCCUGUUCAACCACUGCAGUUGUGAUGCUUUGCUGGCAAGACCUGCCUGCCUCAUCUUGCACUGUGUAACCCCCAACGAAGCUGUCUUGCAGAUGACCAAGGAAAUCAUAUGACAACCACAAUGAUCAGUUGAUACCAGACAUUUAAGCAACAAGAGAUGGUUGGUCAACAACAAUCAGAAAUGGAGCCAGACAAGAGUGGUGCGAGGCUUAGGAAAGGAAUAGCUUGUUUACUUUUUGAAAUAAGUGAAAAGUUAAACUGGAUAAUUUUUUUGAGCAAGGCUGCUAACUAUUACACUGAUGGGAACAGAGAACUAAACUUAGAUUUGCACCCUGUUUACGUGUCUUAAGAAAACUGUUUGGGACUUCUUUCUCAUUUGAAGUGUGAUUGAAUGAGUAAGGGUUCAGACUUUUUCAUUGUAUUACUACAGCUUGAAGUAUAUAGUGUGAGUCUGGUCCUAAAAUGUUGUCCAUGAUUUUAGCGAAUCGGCAUAAUGUUUGGUUCUGACUUUUUUCAGUUUCAGUAACAAGACAGUUUGGAUGAAUUGUGGAGCUGUUGAUUUAGGAAACAGUCUGUGGUCUGGACUUCUCUGUGAUUUUGGAUGUAUGUUGCUGUGGCGAUCUUGUACGUCCUUUGGGUUUCUUGUAUACAAGCAAAGAUUUUAGCACAUGUUGGAUGUAAAUGUUUAAACAGCUGAUGAACAAGCACUGUUUCCCCAAAGCAGGCCUAGUCCAAAAUAGUCUUUCCUUUUCCUUCUGUAGGAAAGAGGCAGGUCUCAGAAACAAAAAACUGGGUUGCAGAAUUUUUCUAUUUUUCUGAUAUUGUUUGAGCAUAUUUUUUAAUAUAUGUGUGUAUAUAGCAUGUUCCUGUUUAUAUGGUUAACCAAUUUCAUUUCACAACAGGGGGAAAACAGAUUCUAGAUGACAAAAAACGAGUGGAAUAAAAACAUACUGAGCUAAUACAUUUGUGAACAAAAGCAACCAAAUUCAAAAGACCAAAGGUGUUAGCAAUUCACCUUGAAGCACAUGCCAGAAACAAUCCAACGUAAAGUUAGGCACAUUUCAGCUUAUUGACUUACAAGACAUAAGCACACCUAGUUUGGGAAUAUGGCCACAAAUGGAAACCGCAGCUAUAAAACCAGAAUUUUACCCACUGUUUCAAAUUGUGGUUCAACGAGCAAUCUAGUCAGACGUUCUGUCUGCAUCAAGGAAUCAUCCUUGAGGCUGUGCAGAAUUUAUGGGCCUGUGCAGAAAUUACAAGGUACACAAGAAUUCAGAGACUUAAGUAACAAGGAAUCUAUUGUUGCCCAACAUUUACUGUUUUAAGAGUUCCAAGCCCCUCUCGUUCUUCUUUUUAUAAAUCAACUAUCUAGAAAUUCCCCUUUGAACAAGUUUUACCAGCAUGUUUAAAACGUGCACACAAUCUCAAAGGCAAUAUAAACAUAAGGGAAGGAAAAGAAGGUGCUGAGAGUUACACUUGUAAAGGAUGAAAGGGUUGCAGACAAUGGCGAUUUCCCCUUAGCCAAUUGGUAUCAUGUGUGACAGCUCCACAGAAAAUCAUGUGCCACCCUUAAAACACUUCAGCACUUUGGCUGAAGAACAGGGUUGGCUAACCUGAGGCCUAGGAGAUAUUGCUGGACUGCAACUCCCAUGAUCUCUGACCACCAACUCUGCUGGCUGGGGCUGAUGGGAGUUGGAGUCCAAGAACUUCUGGCAGUUAGCCACAGGUUACCCACCCCUGCUGAAGAAAAACAACAACUCCACAGUUGUACACUUUUGAAAACUGCUUAGCUGGCAGCUCUUAAGCAAGAAGCACGUAGCUGUAUUCCAGUACCUCUAAGUACAUCUGUUCAACCUUCACCUCUUGCCUUGCACUCCAAUCUGUGGCUGAAACCCAGUGCGUAUUUGCUACCAGAGAUGGUGCAGCUGGGACGUUCAUGGCCACUUUUUUGUACUUAGCAAAGGGCUCCUGUGUCUAGCAUAUACUCAACUCUGCAUCCCGAUCCUGCAGUUACAUUUGCCGACAUGGAAAUGCUGAAUGUGUGCAUGGCUCAUCCGUACAACAGGAGCCAUAUGUGGGCUUAUAGGUCCAUGUAUAUAUUUGAGUAGCUUGAAGAAGUUUGCCUGUUACUGUAUGGAGUAGGAUUGGACACUGAUGACAACCAUUCCAUCCAUUUUCUAGCUCUUGAACAUGUAAAUAGUAAAGCCAUCCCUCAAAAGAGAAGGGGGAUUCAGCUUCAUAUCUUUUAAUAUAUAUACUAUAUAUAUAUAUAUUUGCGAUUCCUUUUUUUUUUUCAUAGGAAAACCAGGCAACUUAAAAUGUAAUCCUAUGCAUGUCUGCUCAGAAGUUAAGUCUCACUGAGUUCAAUGAGGUUUACUCCCAGGUAAGUGGCUAUGGGAUUGCAGCCUUAGUGUUAGGAAACAAAAGUCCCUUAUAACAAAGGGGAAGAACAGCAGGCGCAUUAUCGACACAGCCUCUUUUAUGUCAUGGCUUUAUUUGACAUUUACUGAUCUGAGCAAAGUGGGGUCCUGAAAUGCCUGCCGAAAAAUCAAACUCAGUGCUAUAGUUAGUGUCUUCUGAUCCGCAAAGACUAGGUCAAAUUAUACAUCCAUCCAUACAUGCUACUGUUUACUUGAAUGCAACAUACUGUGAUUCUGUCCUGUUUCAGUGGCUUCUGUUAAUUUCAAGUUCCUCCUUCAAUCCUGCUUCAUAGGAUAAAGAUGAAUAUUACUUUCAGUUCACAAUGGCCUUUAAUCAACGUCUCAUUUCUUUUGAUACUAAGCAAUAAAAUAAAGAUUUUUUUGUAAGAAAAAAAUUCCUGAAUUAACCAUACUGUUAUAAACUGAUGCAUAUCACU